AUGUUAAGGUUUGUCGACGCUUCGACUGCACCAGGUUUAGCCCAGUUUUGCGAGGGGUCCGAUGACAUUCUUCUGUCUCAUGUCGGGUGCGAUGGAACGGAAGACAAUCUUGCGGACUGCAUACAUCUAGGGUUUGGAAUGCACAACUGCCAACAUAACGAAGACGCUGGGGUCACGUGCCUCUUAGGAGCUCGACUUGUCGGUGGAUUCCAUGAAUAUGAAGGAAGAGUUGAGAUACUACACAGAGGAUCUUGGGGGACUGUAUGCGACGAUUCGUGGGAACUAGACGACGCUAAGGUUGUGUGUCGGCAGUAA
Strongylocentrotus purpuratus (purple sea urchin) is the source of this 315-nucleotide messenger RNA. RefSeq names its product scavenger receptor cysteine-rich type 1 protein M130-like. The record is from RefSeq and is a predicted model, not a curated record. NCBI's taxonomy places the organism in Eukaryota, Metazoa, Echinodermata, Echinoidea, Camarodonta, Strongylocentrotidae. Bases 1 to 315 code for a protein of 104 amino acids. The transcript is spliced from 2 exons. Gene Ontology annotation, cellular component: membrane.